This is a messenger RNA of Phaethon lepturus (White-tailed tropicbird), 3715 nucleotides long. RefSeq names its product supervillin-like. NCBI's taxonomy places the organism in Eukaryota, Metazoa, Chordata, Aves, Phaethontiformes, Phaethontidae. The transcript is spliced from 18 exons. The record is from RefSeq and is a predicted model, not a curated record. The annotation marks the transcript as partial.
UGACAAACAAAACUCAGUCAGAUUUAAACCUUCACGAUUACUCCAAAGGAAGAGAGCGUUAAGUUUUCAGAAGGAGUUCUCAUUUGAAGAUAAAGAAGAACUUGCAAACAGCACAAAGGAUAUUGAUGCUAAUCUCUUAGCAGUACUUCCAAAAGUUUCAGAAUUAAGAAAACUGUUUGAACCAAACAACCAAGAUUUUUUGGAAAUGAAAAGAAAAGAGAGAAUAGCUAGACGCUUAGAGGGAAUUGAAAAUGACGCACAACCUAUGCUUCUACAAAACUGUCCAGGAUCCGUCACACAUCGUUUACUAGAGGAAGAUACACCAAGAUACAUGCGUGCAACCGAUCCAUACAGUCCCCACUUAGGAAGAUCAAAUGAAGAGGAAGAAACUUCAGAUUCUUCCGUAGAAAAACAACCCAGAUCAUCCAGAUACAGAGCAGAAAUCACAGGAGGUAAUACAGAGCCCUUGUAUAGUACAGGAAACAUGGAUGUUCAGGAACUAGAGUCAAAAGCAGAAAGAAUAGCUAGGUACAAGGCAGAGAGGCGGCGCCAGCUGGCAGAAAAAUACGGAUUAUCUCUUGAUUCUGAUUUGGAUUCUGACUACUCAUCCAGAUAUACACGGGCAAGGAAAGAUCCCGACAGCGUGGAAAGAAAGGGAGUGAAAAGUGAAAGGCAAGAUGAUGAAAACAAGGACUGUGGCUCCCUGUAUUUGUCCAGGACUGAGACAAAAGAGUCGAAGAGUCUAAUUUCUGAAUCCAGAGAUUACUCCAGCCAUGAAAAAGAUGGUGUUCCAGGUAAAGAAGACCUCUCAAAUGAAAAGAGUGAUAGAAAAACAGAUGACAGUGCCAUUAGACAGGCUUCUGACCCUUCAGCAACCUUGGAUAGUUCUGUCUCCCUUUCACUUUCUGGACGAGAAUCUUCCUCCUGUAAUGAAGUGCCAAUAUCACCAAAGCAAACCCCGAGAGAGUCCCGUUCUUCACCAAAGCGGGCAGCCUCACCAAUCCAUUUGCAGAAUGACCAGCCCUUGCACAGUAACAUCAGACAAAGUAGUGCAGGGAAAGCAAAACCUGAAUGGUUUCUUCAGAAAGAUUCGGAAGGGGACACACCUUCACUUAUCAGCUGGCCCUCCAGAGUAAAAGUUAGAGAGAAACUGGUGAAAGAGGAAAGUGCUCGUGGAAGCCCUGAACUUGUCACAGACACAGUAUCUCAGAGAAAAUCCCAUCCAGUGCCAGCCCACUACAUGCCUCUUCAGACAGAAACAUCUGCCUUUGAUAGGGUUAUAAAUCAGCCCGUCAGUUCAGUUCGCCAACCAAUACAUGGCUAUAUUCAGCCUGCUGGUAUUGCGCACACAGCUCAGCUGAUGGCAACAGAAGAGCCAGCAAACAUCUCUGUUGGCAGCCUCCUCGUACCAGACAAUGUUAGUCUCUUAACAAAAUCGUCAGCAGCCACUGCAUCAGAGAGUGAAAAGAAAGAGACACUUGGUUAUGGAGCAAAGCCUGAUGAAGAAGAUUCCUUGGAGGGUGAACAGGCUUCCAAAGGCAGAAGACCAAUUUUGCCAUCUGAAAUUCGCAAGCAAGGGAAGAACCACGAAGGCCUCUUUGGAGGAGGAGAAUUGGAUACCCCUGUGGGGAGUUCCUCUUUCACAAGCAAGCUGAAAGUUAACUCAGAAGUUCAGAGAGAGCUGGAGUGCAGUAAGAGGCAGGCUCCUGAGCAGCAGUUUAAGACCCCUGAGAACAUAGAAAGGAGUGAAGCUGUUAUGUACAUACAGAGUGGGUCUGUAUCGCAGCCUGCCGAGGCAAAAGCUCCUGUUUGGAAAGUGUCAACAGCAAAGCAUAAAGUCCUGACUCGCUCAAUGUCUGACUAUACUGUGGCUCCUAAGCUAGAAGCUUUUAAAAGUAAGGAGAACGUGGAAGCAAAUGCACCAAAUGGUGAGAUUGGCAUGGUUGACACAAAAGUCUCUGUUGCCCAGCUCCGUAAUGUCUUUCUGGAGACUGCUAAUGCCAACAAGAAAACGGAACUUGAAUCUCGGUUUGAGAUGUCAGCGGCAGGUAGCACUUUGUCUGCCAAUGGUGACCGUGAAAGAGGGCCACGAAGGCCAAGGCGCUAUUUUUCUCCUGGUGAAAAUAGAAAGACUUCUGAGAGAUUUAAAACUCAACCUAUAACGUCAGCAGAACGAAAGGAGACAGAUAGGUCAAUUCUGAGUGCACAAGUACCAACUGCUGAAGACGAAGAAAAAUUAGAUGACCGAGCCAAACUAAGUGUAGCUGCAAAGAGGCUGCUUUUUAGAGAAAUGGAAAAAUCAUUUGAAAUGAAAAAUAUUCCGAAGCCACCUACAAGAAGUUCAGCAGUAGAAAGAAGACUGCGACGUUUGCAGGAUAGAUCGCACACACAACCAAUUACCAGUGAGGAAGUGGUCAUUGCAGCUACUGAAUCUACCCCUGCUUCACGUUCUGUGAAUACCCACACAGUAGUGACAAGAGUACCUAGUCCCACUGUAGUUAAGAGCACUGUACAACCUAUCAGCCUGCAGGCAUCAGCACACCAAAAAAUUUUAGCUAAAGAGGAGAUAAGAGCAGCCAAAGAGGCAAUGGGGCAAGAUCAGUCUGAUGAACCAGAUUCUUCCACCUUAAGUUUGGCAGAAAAGAUGGCUUUGUUUAACAAACUGUCUCAACCAGUAUCCAGGGCCAUCUCCACAAGGAGUCGAGGAGAUAUUAGGCACAGGAGAAUGAAUGCUCGUUACCAGACUCAGCCAGUCACUCUUGGAGAAGUUGAGCAGAUGCAAUGGAAAAAGAGUAAACUGGUACAACACGAAAGUGGAAAAAUUACUCCCCUGUCAACUGCAGUUGCAACAUCGGUUUCAACGAUGGCAUCUACCCUUUCUCCAUUGUAUGCUGGAGACCUGCACGUAAAGCCAGCUUGUGAUGGAAGCGUGAGUGCUGCCACUAGAGCUGAUUUGAGAUUCCACUCUUCAGCACAAAACUCGGACUCUUCAGGAAAACGCACACAGAAGUCAGAACAGUGGCAGCCCUCAAUGGAAGUGCUAGAAAGCAAAAGAGCAUCAAAGAAGCAUGAAGAAGAGAGAAAGAGGUUUCUAGCACAUGAAGCUAAUGAAAUGACAAAGUACAGCUCCUUUGAGGAAGAAACCACACAUCCUGUUCCUGAAAAAACAGGAGACCACCAUAAAGAGACAAUAUACAGCUUCCUGAGGAAGGGCAGCAUGGAACUGUUUAGUUCACAAGCACUUUCUCAGCCUCUUGAACAGAAGGAAGUCGAUACUGGCAUGCAAGACCAUGCUGAGCCUACUUCUGAACUCACCAGCACAUCAGCAAUGAGGACAGUUUCACAAACUGCAGCUGCGGCAUCCUGUAGACUGCAGGAGCUCUCCGAACAAUUGGAAGGCAAAUUUUAUAAGAAUUCCUGUGAGAUGUUUUCCGUUGGAGAGAACAAAGCACAAACAACUGAGGAUGUCCUUGAUAAUUCCAGCAAAACAAUGUCAAUUAAGGAAAGGUUGGCAUUGCUGAAGAAGAGUGGUGAAGAAGAUUGGAAGAGCAGGCUCAGCAAAAAGCAGGAGUAUACAAAAGUGUCUGUCACUGAUCGUAGCGCGCAGAUGCAAGAAGUUGAGCAGCUGUUGAAGAAGGAACCUGUAUAUGCUUCUACUUACUCUCCCGUUAUACCCGUUCUCCAUAAAUUUCAUCCUUUUCUACCUAUUAAUCAG